AUGAGUUCAGAAAAGUCCGGCUCUCGCCGAAAACCUGAUCCUGCUGGAAAUAAAAUUGGUAGAAGGCUUUCUCCAACAAAUAUUACCGAUUCAGGAAUAGGUGAUGAUUCUCCAAAUCAUAUAGUGUACAAAAAAAUGGAGCAAAUUGUUGAAAAAAUGCAGGAUGAGAACUCUGGUGUACCUGUAAAAACUGUGAAAAGCUUUAUGUCUAAAAUUCCUUCCGUUUUCACUGGAGCUGAUCUUAUACUGUGGAUGACAAAAAAUUUAGAUGUAGAUGAUCAAGUAGAAGCUUUACAUGUUGCUCACCUAAUGGCUUCCCAUGGAUAUUUUUUCCCCAUAGACGAUCAUGCUUUAACUGUUAAAAAUGAUAAUUCAUUUUAUCGCUUUCAAACUCCUUACUUUUGGCCAUCAAAUUGUUGGGAACCAGAAAAUACAGAUUAUGCUGUUUAUCUGUGUAAAAGAACAAUGCAAAAUAAAACGCGUUUAGAACUGGCAGAUUAUGAAGCGGAAAAUUUGGCUCGUUUACAAAAAAUGUUUUCCAGAAAGUGGGAGUUUAUAUUCAUGCAGGCAGAAGCUCAAAGUAAAGUUGAUAAAAAAAGAGAUAAACUAGAAAGGAAAGUAUUAGAUAGUCAAGAGAGAGCAUUUUGGGAUGUUCACAGACCAAUGCCUGGAUGUGUUAACACAACAGAGUCAGAUAUAAAAAAAGUCUGCAGGAAAAUAACUAAAGUGGAAAGUAAUCAAAGUGGAAUAGAUUCUCUGAAAAAUCAAAUUUUAUUUCUUAAAAGUCGUUUGGAUAGAAGAAAUAUUAAAGUUUCAAAAGUGGCUGAAGCGCACAUAAAUUACCAUGAGCAAUAUGCAGAGUAUGACCCAUUUUUCAUGCCUCCUGAAUUGAGUAAUCCAUGGAUUUCUGAUUGUCCAGAUUUAUGGGAGCAAGAAAAAAAUAUUAAAGAAUUGUCUGCAAGAAGAGUUAAAAGAUGGGCAUUUAGUUUGAAAGAAUUGCUUCAAGAUCCUGCUGGCCGUGAUCACUUUCUGAGUUUUUUGGAAAAAGAAUUUAGCGGAGAAAAUUUAAAGUUUUGGGAAGCGGUACAGGAAUUUCAUACUUUGCCACAGAAAAAAGUUGCCGAAAGAGCGAAAGAAAUUUGGGCAGAGUAUCUUGCACCGGAUGCAAGUUCGCAAGUUAAUAUAGACUGCAGAUCAUACAAUCAAACUAAAAAAAAUUUAGAAGAUCCAAAUAGGUGGAGUUUUGAUGCUGCUGGUGCUCAUUUAUAUGAUUUAAUGAAACAAGACACUUACCAAAGAUAUGUCCGUUCUGAUUACUAUAAAGAUUUUUUAAACGGUACAAAAAAGAAGACGUCAGUAAAAGGAAUAAGAUCGAUCGUUUCAUUUUCGGCAAGAAAAGAUGUGCCAACGUGUUGA
Molecule: messenger RNA, 1416 nt
Organism: Pediculus humanus corporis (human body louse)
Lineage: Eukaryota; Metazoa; Arthropoda; Insecta; Psocodea; Pediculidae
Product: Regulator of G-protein signaling, putative
Exons: 8
Coding region: 1-1416 (471 amino acids)
Biological process (GO): regulation of G protein-coupled receptor signaling pathway; G protein-coupled receptor signaling pathway; intracellular signal transduction
Source: RefSeq, a predicted model, not a curated record